GUAACGUCAUGUGAGGCCUAUAUAAUCAGUGUCUACAUAUCUCGGGAAGAUAGGGAAGAUAGACGGACAGCACGACAGACCUGAAAUAGAAUCAUGAUGUUCCUUCUCGCGGUUCUGCUUCUCAUCUCAUCUGUCGUUGCCAUGGAUAUUCCCAUCACCGAUCACUGGGAUGGUGGUUUCAAGUCUGAGUUCUGCGAGCCUAUCACUAAAAACCUGCAACACUGGACAGCUCACGCCAUCUUUGACCAUCACAUCAAUCACUUGGACGUGUGGGUUGCUGAAGUUCAGAAAACUCUGAAUGGCGGUAAAGAGUUUGUCCUUGUCAACAAGCAAUCCUAUGGUGAUCAGAAGGUUGGCGACAAACUGUGCGUGAAGCUAGUUGGCCGUACGGACGGUGACAUUGUACCCAAAGGCCGGUUCUACAUUGAAGGCAUGGAUGGGCCAGUGUCGGCCCACACACCCAAUAUACAGACACCCAAGCCAGGGACACCUCACACCUCUAGCCACGUCACAGGCAAGGUUCUGUAUGCACGAAAUGGGUUCGACCCGAAUGACUACAAGCAUGGAAUAACAGUGUUACAACACGGGAGCUUUGACGAGAACUCGGGCUCCGUUGUCCUUGACCCUACCGGUACCGGGGAACACGUCCUGAAAGUAUUCUACGAGAAGGGACACUACGUCCACGUUCGGGGGCAUCGAGGAAUUCAAUUCUACUGGACACCCAUCACACCACACACGAGGCUGACGUUGAGCUACGACAUCUACUUUGACCCACAUUUUGACUGGGUUAAAGGCGGCAAGCUCCCGGGUCUCUGGGGAGGCUCCCAAACCUGUUCUGGAGGACGUCACUAUGAAGAUUGUUUUUCGACCCGUUUCAUGUGGAGGACUGGAGGAGGUGGAGAACUCUACGCCUACAUCCCUACUGGACAACGUUCUGACUUUUGCACCAAGAACAUUUGCAACUUUGACUUCGGUAACUCCUUAGGUAGAGAUUCGUGGCAUUUCCAAAAGGGUGUUUGGCAGAAUAUUGCUCAAGAGGUGCAGCUAAAUACACCAGGAAAGCUGGACGGAUGGGCCAAAGUCUGGUACAACGGUAAACAAGUAUAUCAAAUCAACAACGUCAAAUUCCGCACCAAGACCAGCGUCACCAUCGACGGUAUUUUCUUCUCAACGUUCUUUGGUGGUGGAUCGGCUGACUGGGCGCCAACAAGAGAUUCGUACGCCUAUUUCAAGAAUUUUGUUCUGUCAAGUGACGAGUCUCCGGGUCAAAUCAUUGGCUGAUGGGUAUGUCAACUAUACCUGUUCGUAUUCCACCUAAAUAAAUUAAUGAAACCGC
Molecule: messenger RNA, 1336 nt
Organism: Haliotis rubra (blacklip abalone)
Lineage: Eukaryota; Metazoa; Mollusca; Gastropoda; Lepetellida; Haliotidae
Exons: 4
Coding region: 94-1281 (395 amino acids)
Source: RefSeq, a predicted model, not a curated record